Messenger RNA from Melopsittacus undulatus (budgerigar), 2048 nucleotides. RefSeq names its product N-acetyltransferase 9 (gene NAT9). Bases 134 to 757 code for a protein of 207 amino acids. NCBI's taxonomy places the organism in Eukaryota, Metazoa, Chordata, Aves, Psittaciformes, Psittaculidae. Gene Ontology annotation, molecular function: N-acetyltransferase activity. The transcript has 7 exons. The record is from RefSeq and is a predicted model, not a curated record.
GGGGCGGGGUCACGGUGACGGCGCCGCUCGGGUUGUGCGCUUGCGGAAGGGCGACGGGGCAAGGGCUCCAGGGAUUCCUGAGCUAUCCCUAGGCCUUGCUGGAGACACGGAGUGGGUGCUGAUUGCAGAGGUCAUGAAGAUUAACCAGAACACGGUGCUGCAAGGAAAGAGGGCAACCCUGGUGCCAUACACGUCUGCACAUGUGCCCCGGUACCAUGAGUGGAUGCAGUCAGAGGAGCUGCAGCGCCUGACAGCCUCGGAGCCCCUCAGCCUGGAGCAGGAGUAUGAGAUGCAGCGCAGCUGGAGGGAUGAUACAGACAAAUGUACCUUCAUUGUGCUGGACACGGAGCGGUGGCCUGGGCAGGCGGAUGAGGACUGCAUGGUGGGGGACGUGAAUCUCUUCCUCACUGACCCUGAAGAUCCAACUUUAGCUGAGAUUGAAAUUAUGAUUGCAGAGUCCAGCUACCGAGGCAGAGGAUUUGGCAAGGAGGCAACUCUGAUGAUGAUGUCCUAUGGUGUGAGAAACCUGGGGAUCACCACAUUUGAGGCUAAGAUUGGCCAGGAGAACGAAGCCAGCAUCUGCAUGUUCAAAAAGCUCCAUUUUAAAGAGGUUGCUGUAAACAGCAUUUUCCAGGAGGUGACACUGAGGCUGGAUAUCAGUGACCAGGAAAGACGAUGGCUCCUAGAACAGACAAACCAUGUGGAGGAGAGGAACUACAUUGAACUGAAGCUGCAAGCUGAGGUGCUGGAGACCUGAUGGACACAUCCAGACCCUGGCCUUGUUUCCAGGGAGGAGCUGGACACUGUUGUGAGCUCUGGGUGUGGAGGACACCAGUGAGCCAGCACUGAGCUUGACUGUUUCAUGUCUCUUGGGUUACUUUGUCAUCUUGUCAACUUUGCACCUUGGUGAACCAGUUGGGGUUACUGCUUGAGACUGGGACCUGGAAAACAGCCACUAAUUCACAGGCUUGAGAAGGAAUGACUCUAACCUCAACAUACUGCUCCAGCAGAGCCUCAAAUCACCAGCAGUCAAUUGAUUUCUGGUGCCACCAGUUUGUGGGCAAGCAGCACCUGCUGUUCCUUUUCCACUGCCCUUGGAGCAGGAUUUGCUGGUUAGACAUAGGCAGGCUCAGUCAGUUUUCUCUUGAGUUAAAGAGAUGACAAAGACCUGAGAGGCAGUGGGGCUGGGCUGCUCACUUUGACUGCUGUAAAGGACAGCAGAGACUCUGAACCCUAUUUUCUGGGGUGCAGGGGGGCACUGUGGGGUCCUGGAAUUGGGAAGCCCACGUUUUGUAUGUGAUGAAAACUAUUGAUAUCAGCCAACUGAGACGAGAGCAGAGCCCUGCCAGGAUCAAUCCCUGCAAACAGGGGGACUGGCAGCUACAGGACCUGGGAGCCUGAGGCCACCAGUGAAGAGAUACUGCACUGUUUGACCAGGCUGCUUUUAUGAGAGCAGGGAGGAGGGAGAACACAACUGAAAGGAGAUGGAAUAGUGAUCCCAUUCUUCAAGGGCCUCCGGACUUGCUCUGCUGAGCCUGAAGUCUCCGUUUGGUGCUCUCCAGUAACAUGAAUGGGGGGAACAAAUAUCACUUGCUGGGUAAAGAUGUGUUUCAAGCAGGAGCUUGCCUGCUAUGGUGGAGCUGCGGUCCGUGGCUGACGAGGAGGCACUUGCCUGACUCCCCCUGGACAGAGCUUUUAAUGCAGUUAUUUAGCCUGACCCUUCCUGCCCUGCACAGCGUGUUCUUCACAGCGGGGAAACUUGCUGAGAGCAAGAGGAUGGAAGGAAAAGAGGAUAACUGACGCUCCUGUGUGUUUUCCUGCUGGAACAGCAGCCGUAAAUGGCUAAUUCUAGACCCCAAAUUAUGUGUGCCAGUUACACAGUAUCAGGUAACAGCUUCCAGAUUUGCCCAGGGAUGUUUUUAUCAGACUGUGGAAUUUUUAGUGUUACUGUGCCUGUAUUUUUAGGGCCUGGGGGAUUUAGUCCUCCAAUUUUAGUUAAACACAUCUUUCCUGUGACUAAUAUUAAAACCAAGCGUGGGAGCAGUGCA